AUGACAGUCCUACCCUGGCACGACCAAGCUCUAUUCGAGACAACGAGACGAGUUCUCGCCGAAGUAGUCAACGAAGGGCUAGUUGGUGCGAAGCUGGAAAUUACUGCGCCAGGUGGGGCAGGCACACUCUGCUUACUGAGUCCUCAGGAUGGCGCCUGGGUCAAGGUUGGGGUAAAGCCCGGCACCGUCAUUGAAAUGAAAGAGGAUCGCGUGAUUUCUGUCGUACGACCAGCCAGCUUGCAGCCGCCUGUAAUUGUUGGGGGAACUGGGAAUCAAGAGCUGGAUCCGGGCGCAAUAUUCGGCGUCCUCAGUGCCUCGUUCAGGGAUGUUGCCAAUGAGACGGUACUGGAGGCUAUUAUUCAAGAGCUGCGCAACUCAGCGAGGAACCAAGAAAAAUGGCUAGAAAUCAGCCAGGGACAACAGGUGUUGGGUUUGCGGGAUACAUCUGCGAAAUGGGAGCGGACGUUGAUAUAUGGCCACCCGAGCCACCCGUACCAUCGAUUAUGCUAUGCUCAAGAGCCCCUAAAGCCUGUCAGCCCUGGAGAUAUACCUGGGAUGCUCACACCGACUCUAGCGUUUGUCUCAGUUCCACGAGACAAUCUCCGUAUAACAGGUCCCUUUCAGCGAGAAUUGCAACCUCUACUAAAACGGCUGGACAUUCCACAAACAAGUAGUGAUCGAGUGAUCGUCCCUUGUCUCGCUCAGCAGCUGCCCUCUGUCCACCAGAGGUUCCCUGAUGCUGUCGUUCUGAAACUUACCGCCGACUGCGCCGAUGCCCAGGCAUCUAUGCGGACUCUCACUAUGCGACCAGAACUAGAAUUUGACUACCACCUGAAGCUCUCAUUGGCUUGUCAGAUCACUUCCGCUCUCCGAACCAUCACACCUUGGACAACUUGUGGUGGCCCAGUUCAAACGGCACUCUUGGAGAAAUUUCUUCCAGAGGACCUCUGGGUAUUCAGAGAGAUGGCAGCUGUCUCGGGGAGUCAAGAAGAUUUCAACGACGCGCGCCACCUCUCUUGUAUCCUACGAGAUAGCCUUGACAGUAGAGCGCAAGCAAAUGAUGAAGUCCUUAUCCUUGCUGCAGCAUUGGGCCAGAAGCCCUAUGGCGAGAGUCGUACAUAUGCGGAGAUUUUGUACAACCUGGAGACGGUCUCCCAGAAGAAGGAGUGGCUCCAAAGAUACGUUACAGUACUGUUUAGCCUUGUUCUCCCUCCAUUGGUUCAGUAUGGAAUCGGACUGGAAGGCCACGGGCAGAACCUAGUGGCUCGUGUCUGCCGCCAGACGGGCCAAAUCAAAGGAUUCGCUGUCCGUGACUUUGGAGGUGUCAGAAUGCAUGUCCCAACAUUGAAAAAUCAUGGUGUGAAAUUCGACACAUUGCCACCUGGAGGAGCGACUUUGACGGAUAAUUUACAAAAUGUCUGGAGCAAGGUGCAUCAUUCACUCCUCCAGAAUCACGUCGGGUUUCUCCUUGAAGCUCUGGGAUUGGAAAACCAUGGCGGAUGGGCAAUCAUCCUAGAAACAUUAUCGACAGUUUUGGGGCACGGCCAAGACUCACCUGGAGCAGAGUUACUGGAGUAUUUCACUAAGAAUACAAUGCCAUUCAAGUGCUUCCUGAGAAUGAGGAUGGAGAGCAAAUAUCGCGAUUACAUCGAGCGGGAAGUGCCGAAUGUGCUCCUGAUGGACUCUCCGCGGUGGAAAUCUAUAUUACAUACUUAUCAGCCCUCGUUGCACGCCACUUAG
Messenger RNA from Aspergillus pseudotamarii, 1740 nucleotides. Its product is annotated as IucC family-domain-containing protein. The record is from RefSeq and is a predicted model, not a curated record. The coding region runs from base 1 to 1740 and encodes 579 amino acids. Gene Ontology annotation, biological process: siderophore biosynthetic process. NCBI's taxonomy places the organism in Eukaryota, Fungi, Ascomycota, Eurotiomycetes, Eurotiales, Aspergillaceae. The transcript has 5 exons.